Molecule: messenger RNA, 2901 nt
Organism: Brassica oleracea var. oleracea
Lineage: Eukaryota; Viridiplantae; Streptophyta; Magnoliopsida; Brassicales; Brassicaceae
Exons: 14
Coding region: 186-2516 (776 amino acids)
Biological process (GO): autophagy
Cellular component (GO): intracellular membrane-bounded organelle
Molecular function (GO): protein binding
Source: RefSeq, a predicted model, not a curated record
CAAGGCAUCCUGUCUUUCCUUUUUAGGUUUUUUUUCUUCAUCGAUAAUCAAACCCCCAUCGGCACAGGGCACGAGCCGCCGGCGAGGAAAAUUCGGAAAAUUUAGAUCGGAGGACUUGGGCGUCGCUUUCCACAAAGAUCUCAGAUUUCGCAUCUAAUGGAUUCGAUGUCACAUAGAGAAUUCAUAUGAAUUUCGAGAUGAUGGAAUCCAUCUGGUCACACGAUCAACCUCCGCUGGUUCCUUCACCAAAACCAGUGGCUCGCCAAAGGUCUAGGAGCGUCUUCAGGUUGCUGGUUCAGAGAGAGAUUUCACCUAAAACAAAGUCUGUGCCUCGGAAACGAUGGGGCGUUAGGCGAUGUGAUACUGCUGAUUCACCCUGUGGAACCAGUGGCGAAACUGUGAACGAGCAGAGACAUAAUCUUAUUUCAUGGGUUGAGGCAGAGUCAUUGCAGCAUUUAUCUGCUGACUACUGUCCUCUUGUGCCUCCUCCAAGGUCAACUAUCGCAGCAGCUUUUAGUUCUGAUGGAAGAACUCUUGCUUCUACUCAUGGGGACCACACUGUAAAGAUUAUUGAUUGUGAGACUGGAAAAUGCUUAAAAGUUCUGAGCGGCCAUCGGAGGACACCCUGGGUGGUCAGAUUCCACCCACGCCACUCAGAAAUAGUUGCUAGUGGAAGUUUAGAUCAUGAGGUGCGCUUGUGGAAUGCAAUAACUUCCGAGUGUAUUAGAUCUCAUGAUUUCUAUCGACCUAUUGCUUCCAUAGCUUUCCACGCUGAAGGUGAUAUACUUGCUGUUGCAUCUGGUCAUAAGUUGCACAUAUGGCAUUACGAUAAGACAGGGGAGGACGCAACACCAGCGAUUGUCUUGAAGACGAGGCGUUCCCUGAGAGCUGUACACUUCCAUCCACACGGGGUUCCUCUUCUCUUGACUGCAGAGGUGACUGACAUUGAUUCAUCAGAUUCCGCAAUGACUAGAGCAACAUCUCCAGGCCAUUUGCGAUAUCCACCUCCUGCUAUUUUCUUCACCAACACUCGGAGUGGUGGCAGUCAUACCAGUAUGGCAGCGGAACUGCCACUUGUGCCAUUACCGUACUUGCUUUUGCCGUCAUACUCUCCUGAUGAUCCAAGAAUCCAAUAUUCUACUGCUGCUACUGGUCCAAGGAGUGCACAAUCAAGGUUUCAGAGUAAUCCAAGUUCAGUAGAACACGGAGGCAGCAGAACAAUUUCUACUCCUCCUCCUCCUCUUCCCUUGGCUAUUUCCGGUGAUCUUGUCCCAGAAACCUCCCAAGCUAGAGCUAGAACUUCGACCACUGCCGUUGAUGCUAUGGAUAUAGAUGAAGCUCAACCUGUUGGUGGAGGAAAUGGGGGAAUUCCCAGGCAAGUGUCAAGUCAAUCAGAUUUGCUCGAGUUUGGACAGUUUCAGCAAUUAUUUCACUCAAGAGACAGAGUUUCGUGGGAGGUACCAUUUCUACAAGGGUGGUUGAUGGCUCAAAGCCAGGCUGGUGUUCUUCCCACUGGUAGUAGUGGCACAGCUCCUUCUCAUACAGGCUCUUCUUCAGCGUCUCAUACAUCCACAGCCAGUCUAGAGGCUGCAGUGGCCUCGUUAGAAAUUCCUGGUGGUGUUAACUUAUAUGGGGUUUCUGCAAGAGACCGAACCCGCUUCGCAGGAUCUGGAUCUGGUUUAGCAGGAGGUCUUGCCUCUCGUAACGCUCAACAGGAAGCUGGAGCUGAUGCUCAGCCUGUGGUAAACAGACUCCCCUCCGAACUGGCUUCUUCGAUUGCUGCUGCAGAGUUGCCUUGUACUGUCAAACUUAGAGUGUGGGCACAUGACAUCAAAGACCCAUGUGCAAUACUAAGGUCCGACAAGUGCCGAUUAACAAUACAUCACGCUGUUCUUUGCAGUGAAAUGGGAGCCCAUUUUUCGCCAUGUGGGAGAUAUUUAGCAGCUUGUGUUGCAUGUGUUAUUCCUCAUGCUGAGGCAGAUCCUGGUUUGCAGACUCUGGUCCAACAAGAUUCAGGCCUUGCAACUUCCCCUACUCGGCAUCCUGUAACAGCACAUCAAGUCAUGUAUGAACUUCGUGUGUAUUCUCUCGAAAAGGAAACAUUUGGUUCAGUGCUUGUGUCACGGGCAAUUAGGGCUGCUCAUUGCUUGACCUCUAUCCAGUUCUCUCCAAACUCCGAGCACAUAUUGCUUGCAUAUGGUCGGCGUCAUGGUUCUCUUUUGAAGAGCAUUGUGAGUGAUGGAGAAACAACAUCACACUUUUUCACAGUGUUGGAGAUUUACAGAGUUGCAGAUAUGGAACUGGUGAGAAUACUUCCAAGCUCAGAGGAUGAAGUUAAUGUUGCUUGCUUUCAUCCUUCUCCUGGAGGAGGUCUUGUUUAUGGAACAAAGGAGGGGAAGCUUAGGAUCUUCCGGUACAACACAGCUGCUGCGUCCAACCUCACUGCACCAAACAGCUCACCUGAGGAGAACCUGGCCGAGGUAGAAUUAUUGAGAAGGUGCAGACUUAUGCAUUAGAAUGCUAGGCAGAGGGCUAUCUCAACUGUACACACAGACGGAUCUUGCAUAGUGGGCGUAUUCACCUUCUUCUGUUUCUUGGGUUGCUGGCUCUGCUUUAUAGUUCUUCUCGGUGUGCGGUUAGAGAAUCUGAGAAGCUUUUCACAAGCUUGAUGUCAUCUUUCUUGUACUGCGGAAGGUCUCUAGUUCGGAUGAUGGCCUUCUCAGUUUGCGACCUUUACUAUAAAAAAAAAAAAGUUCGAAGCAUGUUUCUUUAAAUCAGUUAUUUGAAAGACUGCAGUAAAAAUGUGAAAAAGAAAAAAAAAUGUUGUGUUUGUUUUUGUAGCUUUGUAACUAGGUCUGUAACGACGUUUCUUCCUUUUGUAUGAUUUAUCUUUACAUUGUU